Messenger RNA from Carlito syrichta (Philippine tarsier), 1055 nucleotides. RefSeq names its product neuralized E3 ubiquitin protein ligase 3 (gene NEURL3). The record is from RefSeq and is a predicted model, not a curated record. The annotation marks the transcript as partial. Gene Ontology annotation, cellular component: early endosome. Gene Ontology annotation, biological process: ubiquitin-dependent endocytosis. The transcript has 3 exons. Gene Ontology annotation, molecular function: ubiquitin protein ligase activity. Lineage: Eukaryota; Metazoa; Chordata; Mammalia; Primates; Tarsiidae.
GUGCCCGCGCCCAGCCUGCCGCCCUUCGUGUGCCCCGACCUGGAGGAGCAGAGUCCGACGUGGGCGGUCGUGCUGCCCGAGGGCUGCGCGCGCGCGGGGGAUGUGGUGCGCUUCUGGGUGGACCGCUGCGGCCGGCUCUUCGUCAAGGUCAACGCCGGCCUCCCGCUCCUGCUGCGCAAAGGCGUGCUCAUGGGCGCCCCACUGUGGGCCGUGAUGGACGUGUACGGCACCACCAAGGCCAUCGAGCUGCUGGAUCCCACAGCCAGCGGGCUUCCCACAACCGUGCCGUGUGUCCUCAGCGACGAGGCUGUGUCUGAGCCUGAAGCCCCACCAGGAAAAGAGUGUGCCAUCUGCUUCCACCACGCUGCCAACACCUGCCUUAUCCCCUGCGGCCACACACUCUUCUGCAGCUCCUGUGCCUGGCAGGUCUUCAAGGACACCGCCAAGUGCCCUGUGUGUCGCUGGCAGAUCGAGGCGGUGGCCCCCACACAGGGUCCUCCUGCUCUGAGGACUGAGGGGGGUUCAUGAAAGGAGAAGGCUUCACAGUGUGGGUGGCAGAUUGUGUCUAGAUCUGAGCUGAGCCCUGCAAAGGGAGGAGGUGGAGAACUGCUCUCUUUCUGGAGAAGCAUCAAAAAGGCUGGUCAACAACACACGAAGCAGACAGAGGAAGGCGAAGGAGUGGCGGCCGCUUCCCCACCAUUUCCCCAACUGAUGUUUGGGUAGGGGCCAGUGGAGCAAAGAGAAACCCCUCUUUCUGCCCGUGCCAGAACUGUCCUUCUGAUGGGUGCUUUGUUCAGAGAGAGGCUAGCCUGAUCCCCCAUUCUGCAGCUGAGGAAGUUCAGGUAUCCGCCCCAUGUGUGGUGGAAGCCCUGUGCACUUGAAGUACUGAAGCACUUGGACUCCACCAGUAGCAGGAGGUGUCUAGGUGGAAUGUUCACUUCCAGUGUGUCUCUCAUGAAGUGGACUAUAGUUACCUGCACUGCCUGCCUUUCAGGGUGGUUGUGGGGUCCCAAUGAGAUCAUGCAUCUGAAGGUGACUUAAUACUUUGAAAGCAC